Messenger RNA from Plectropomus leopardus (leopard coralgrouper), 1200 nucleotides. The record is from RefSeq and is a predicted model, not a curated record. NCBI's taxonomy places the organism in Eukaryota, Metazoa, Chordata, Actinopteri, Perciformes, Serranidae.
CGGCGGCCCCUACAACUCCUGCUCCCACAACACCAGCCCCUACAACUCCCACACCCACAGCACCAGCCCCUACAACUCCUUCUCCCACAACACUGGCCCCUACAACUCAUGCUCAACAAACAUUGGCAAUUACAACUCCUGAUCCCACAACACCUGCUACCACAACACCAACCCUUACAACUCCUGCUCUUACAACACUGGCCCCUACAACUCCCGCUCUCACAACACCAGCCCCUACAACUCCUGCACCAACAACUCCUGCUCCCACAAUUCCUCCUACCACAACACCCGGCCCCUUCAACUCCUGCAUCCACAACACCAGCCCAGACAACUCCCGCUACCACAACUCCUGCUCCCACAACACUGGCCCCUACAACUGCUCCAACAACAUCAAUCCCUGCAACUCCUGUUCUCACAACACCAGCCUCUACAACUCUUGCUCCAACAACACUGGCCCAUACAACUCCCCCCACUCCCACAACUCCCACACCCACAACACCAGCCCCUACAACUUCUGCACCAAAAACUCCUGCUCAAACACCAGUCCCUACAACUCCUGCUCCCACAACACCAGCCCCUACAACUCCCACUCCCACAACAGCUCCUACAACUCCUGCUCCCACAACACCAGCCCCUACAACUCCCACUCCCACAACACCAGCUCCUUCCACAACAGUGUUGACAACUACAGCUCUCCCCACAAACAACUACAACCAUGCCCACCACCCAACUCUCCCUAUGACAACCACCCCCCCCCCACCCCCCACAACUCUUCCUACCACAACCCACAACAGUGCCUACUACCACAGCUCCCCCUACAACAACCACAGCCAUGCCCACUACCUCAACUGGUACUACCACAACAGUGCCAACUACUACAGCCCCCCACACAACAAUCACAUCAAUGCCCACAACAACAACAGCCCCCAACCACCACCCCCCCCCCCGACCACAACACCCUCCUUCCCACAACAACAAUGCCGACCACAACAGCCCACCCCCACUACUACCACAACUCCUCUGACAACAACCCACAACCCCAACUACUACAGCCCCCCACACACCCCCCCACAUCAAUGCCCACCAAAACCACAGCUGUGCCAACCACCACAACCACUACCACAACCCAUUACAAUGCCUACCCCUACAACUCCCCCAACACCCAGCCCUACAACACCAGCCCCUACAACACCAGCCCCU